UUUGGACACAUGUCAUUCAAAUGGUUAAUAUUUAACCACAUACAUAAAAAUGUAUUUCACUCACAGAUGAAAAGACGGUGAGAUAACACUGAAGCAUAUCUACACACACUGCACUCACUCUUUCAUUUGAACACAGUAUAACUGCUUAUCAUCUUCUUACAAAAUGUGCAAAAUGCGCCACACCUGUGCACUUUAAGUAAGUCACAUAUCCAGGAGGAUGAUGAAGGUGUGCUUUGAAACAGACAGCAGUGGUGAUGAGAGCAGAUGAGAGCAGACGGUGACUGUAUGAAGAAGAGCCACGCACUUUUUGAUCAGUGGCAGCGACACGCCUAAGGGCCAGGCGGAAGGACCUGAAAAACCAGCUGCCUCAGAUUAUUACUCUCAGCAGCAGCUCAGGAGUGAGCCAGCGUGGAGCCUCCUCCUCCUCCUCCUCCUCUUUCUUCCUUCCUCCUCCUCCUCUUGAAAUAAACACUCUGAUUCCCACAGAAACCUCACAUCACAGCUGUAUCUCUAUCUCUGCUUGUAUUAAACUAAUAUUUUACUGUUUUUUUUUUUUGCUCUGUCCUGUCUGAUUCCGCCUAAAGGAUUUGCCACUUCAGCAGCACCUGGGACUCCUUACUCCUCUCCUGGAAUAACACCCGGUUUUACUCCCUCCCUCUCUGAGUCCUGUGCCCUUCAGCACCCCCCUCAGCCGGUGGACUAUGCCCCCCUCGGCUCGCUGAGGGAGGGGGCUCGGGCUCCCAUCUGCUGAAGGCUUUGAGCUGAAGUCAAACAGGAGACGGUUAGGUUAUUGCUGAAGAUGCAAGCUUCAACUGCCUCACCUGUGACCAACACUACAGUAACAACAAACACAACCGCCACCACAAAGUCCAGAGAACAAAUCCUCAUUCAGAGUUCUGGGGCCAUGAUCGCUGUCAUCGUCGUAGGUAUCAUCAUCAUUCUUGCCAUUCUACUGAUAAUCCUGAAGACAUACAACAGGCGGACCCAUGUUUCCAGAGUCCUGGGGGCCAGUGGAGGCUCCAAACCUCGUCCAAAGACGUCACAAUCCACAGUUCAAAGCAACGUGCCGCUGAGCCCCAUAGGAAUCAGCUCUGUGUCAGGCAGCGUGGCCAACUCGAACCCAGCUUCAGAGAACGGCUUCCAACUCCCCAGAGUGGAGCUGAGCAGCAUGGAGGGAAACCACAUAGAGCAGUUCAGCACCACCAGCGGGUCCACCGUGGUCACCAUACACGACAUCCCAUCAUUAGGAAACACAUAGCGACACGACUACGCUUUACUCUCACAACAGGCGUUGACUGAUGUUGUCUUCACAUGUGACCACGUACUGUGUGCCGACUGAAUUUUGCGGAGGCUCGGUCCUUGAUGGUAGCGUUGUUACUGUCAUCGUCACAGCUGAGCCACUGCUGGUGACUACAUGUAUUACAGAGCAGCAUUUUGGUGUAAAAAUAAACAUUGUGAACAAAUUGUACCUUACACAGACUCCACGGAUUCAUGCAUGAAGAAUGUUUAUGACAAAAAGAAGGACACUGUUUUGUGUUGGGAUUACUUUUUGGCACCAGUCAGUGUUCAGAGUAUUGAUGCCAGUAAUUCCCUAUUUUUUGUAUUGUACUAUCACUACUAAUACUAUGAUGAAGGAGAAAAUACAUAGACAAGACUGUAAUGGUUUAACAAUGCUGGUCUUAAGUGUGUACAUUUCUGUAUUAAAGCAAACCAUAGAAGUUCAUUAGUAAAUGUAGAAUUAUUACUGUAUUACCGUAUGAACAGGAGACAACACUAUAAUACACAAUAACUCAAUGAUUAUCAAUAGCAGCUCAUUUAAUCUGGUUUAUUUUGCAUCAUACUGUCUUUGUUUUCUGCACAUAGAUGUUCAUUUUGUUAAAAACCUAUUUUUAUACCACACAGAGUGAAGAGACCACAGUGAUAUUUUGUCAGCUGAACAUGCUGAUGUGAAUCCCUUUUAGUUUGACACCAAAGGAUUUUGCACUUUAUUUUAAUUGUUCCCUGUAUUUGUAUUAUAUGUGGUUGUUUAUGAAAUGAAUGAGAUUAAAAUAAAAUCUAAUA
Sphaeramia orbicularis (orbiculate cardinalfish) is the source of this 2061-nucleotide messenger RNA. It is a transcript of the gene ncmap, whose product is annotated as non-compact myelin associated protein. The coding region runs from base 800 to 1258 and encodes 152 amino acids. Lineage: Eukaryota; Metazoa; Chordata; Actinopteri; Kurtiformes; Apogonidae. The record is from RefSeq and is a predicted model, not a curated record. Gene Ontology annotation, molecular function: structural constituent of myelin sheath. Gene Ontology annotation, cellular component: paranode region of axon; Schmidt-Lanterman incisure; plasma membrane. Gene Ontology annotation, biological process: regulation of myelination. The transcript is spliced from 4 exons.